GGAAAACUACUUUGAAACCGUGCUUUUCCUAAGACAGUGGAGGGAAAACCUCUCAAAGGUUUUGGGCAACUUUGCAUCGAUCUCGCCCAUCUAGAGCCCUCACCUGGGGCUGAGAUAAAUCCUCUAGGUCGAUACUGUCGAAAGGAAAGGUUAUAAGGGGUGGGUUGGGCAAUACAACCAGUUUACAUCACCAUUACUGAUAUUCCACUCUAACUAAAAUCUCGAGAGAAUGAUCCCCGAUUCACGAGUGAUACCAGUAGAAGUUAAAGCCUUGGUUUUCGACUGUGAUGGGACCCUUGUUGAUACUAUGCCAAUCCACUGGAAAGCCUGGUGUAAAAUCUGCAAAGAAACCGGACUUGUAUUCCACAAAACCGACUUCUACACACUCGCAGGCGUUCCGGGCAAGAAGAUAAUCAACGUGCUGGCGAAGCAGCAAGGAAUCAAACUCGAUCCCUAUGCAAUUUACGACAGGAAAAGAAAAUACUUCCUAGAAGGAUUAACAUCUGUCUCAGCGAUCCAGUGUGUCGUUCGUAUAGCUGAGGAGGCUCAUAGACUGGGUAUUCCGAUUGCUGUGGCUUCAGGCAGUUCGCGAUCUCAAGUACAGAAAGCCCUUAGACUGGCAGGGAUUGAGGACUUGUUUGAUGUAGUGCUGGGCAAUGAAGAUUAUAAAGAACAUAAGCCAAAACCAGAUGCGUUCAUUACAGCAGCAAGCCGACUUGGAGUCAACCCUGGGGACUGUUGGGGUUUUGAAGACACGGAUAUUGGCCUUGAGGCAAUCAGACAAGCAGGUUUUUACAGAGUCACAGAUGUGCGGCAAAUGGAGGGAUACCCUAUGAGAACAGAUGAGAAUGGACUAGAGAUAACCAACCACAAAACAGAAUUCCAUAGUUUAAGAUAUAGAGCCUUUACCAUGUAGAAAUAACUAUGGUCUUCCCUCUAUAACAAUAUAUAUACUUGUUGUAGUCAGUUACAACCCUAAUGUACACAUGAUGGCAAAAGGAUGGUUAUUUUUUUAUACACAAGUCUGAGUCUUUUAUUUUUUUUUAAAUUAGAAGAAAACAACUUUGUGAGUAAGUUAGUGGAAAACUGGAUUUGACUGUCAAUGGAGCUUUGGAUUAUAUCCUAGUUUAAUUUAAUAUGCAUCAUUUUGUUUGUGUAGGAGCAGUUUCCAGGGAAGUGGUUCACCUUUACAAAAAUGUAUGAAAAAAAUAUUUAAUUUAUUGGACUUAUUUUUCAAUUUUAAAAAUGCCAGUAGAUUUUUUUUUUGAGAGUCUUUGGCUGUAAUAAAAGAUUUUUCUCUUGAGAAUUUAAGGCCUGUUUUGGACAUUUUAUAUUCUAGAAAUGAUGAAAGUCGCCACAUUAGGGUUGUACUGGAAACUAUUUUAGUCAAGUGAUUUUGUAUCCAUUCAUUGUACAGUUUUCUACAAAGGGAUCAGGGAAAACCCACAGUUGCUUGUUAUUUCUGACCAUUCUAAAGGAAAAGAAAUCCAUAUUUGCUCAGAACACAGCCUAUGUUUGAGAUUCAAAUUGAUGGUCGUAACACCAUGUACUCAGGCACUCAGCUUUUUUCCACCAUGCAUCCUGCUUACACUGCUUUGCUUAUUUAAUUUCUUCACACAGCAGUGUAGUUUGGUGAAUGCUUUUUACAGAUUUAUAGGCUAUGAAUGAUUAUAACUUAUAACUUGUAUCUAGAAAAUAAUAUCUAAUACUAUUAGAUUACUACUGUAACAAUAUGAAUAUUAACCAAUCUGGAUAGGCCAUGUUGGAAUGGCUGAAAGGAAAAAAGUUAAUUUGUUGUAAAAAAAAAAAAUUUUCAAUAAUAUUGCCCAAAUUUUAUUGGGAAUUAUAAAACUUGAGCAGUGAUUUUCAUACAGGAAGAUCUGAAGCAAGUUAAGGAAAGUGUCAAGGGAAAAAAUAAUACAGAGAACAAGAGAGGACAAAUCUUGGUUUUGCUGAUGUACUCUGAAUAGUUUGAUAAAAACUCUUAAUAAUAAAGAAAGCAAUAAAGUCCACUUCAAAAAGACAAACGUAACAAAGGGCAUUAAAUUAAAAUGGAAAGAUACUGUAUAUUUACAAGGUAGCUCACUCAGGGUCUGAUGUAUUAUAGGCAACAGGGUGCGUGGAUUUAUUAUAUUUAACAACAUAAAGGAUGAAAAAGAUGCAUCCUUACUUGGCAAACUGGGUCUUAAUACUUUUCUUGAUCACAAACAGUGGUCCUUGACAUCAUGUGAAUCAUUAGCUACAGAAAGAUAUAUAUCAGGAAGUGCCGCGUUGUAAGACUUAAAAGAUAAAAACAUAAAGGAAAUACAAUAAAUGGACAUUGACACAAAUA
Messenger RNA from Orbicella faveolata, 2332 nucleotides. RefSeq lists its product as uncharacterized. NCBI's taxonomy places the organism in Eukaryota, Metazoa, Cnidaria, Anthozoa, Scleractinia, Merulinidae. The record is from RefSeq and is a predicted model, not a curated record. Gene Ontology annotation, molecular function: sugar-phosphatase activity.